CGCGAAUUUUAAUGAGCUGCAAACUUAACUGCGUGGACUGUCAGAUCUGUCAGAACAACAAGUCAAGAUUGUGAGACAAUCUGCCCUUAUUUUGGUGUCCUUACCUUGUGCUAUCUAUACUAGUUUUCCUUGAAGAUGGCGCCCAAUAAAAAGAACUGCACGGAUUUGCCUGCCAUGUUCACAGCGGAUCUCUUCUGUGGCGAGGCAAUCGAUGAUGAGACUUACGAGGAGCGGAGACGGAAGAAUAUCAAAGAAAAUCAAGCAAUGCUCACAAAACUUCUUGCAGACAUCAAGGACCUGCCGGGGCUUCCAGACUUGCCAAUGUUCAGACAAGCUCCUGCGCCCAAGGUAAGUUGUGCGGAAGCUUGUAGAAAACAUUCAAUCAUCUUCCUGUAUGCUCAACCGGUCAAGCCAGUCAAACCAAGGCGAUCCCUUGACACUGAGAGAGCGAGCCCAUUAAGGAGGAACCCGUCACGACAUGCCAGGUACAGCCCCUCUAAGGACUCCCCUAGCAGCAGGACCAGGCUGUCGUCACGGUUACAACAGAAGCGAGAAGAGGAGGGUGAUGAUGUCUUCCCCAUGAUGCCCGGACAGAAAUUGGUCAUCAAAUUUGGGCCGUCACCAGCCAGUCGUAAACGUCGUUUGUCUGAUGGAGAAUCAGAUGUGGAGAGCAGAGGUGAUGAGUUUGAGAUCUUUGAGGAUGAGCUUCCUUUAGAAGAAGAGAUUAUCAUGAAGGAUGACGAGGAGAGCGAUGAGGAGUAUGAGGUGCCGACGCCCACCAAGAAGAGGCGUGGCCCUACUUACAAUGCACCACGCCAUCCCGAUGACAUCACAGAAGAAGAACUCAAAAUGGUGGCAGACUCUGUGAAGGAUAAGAGUUAUGACUCAAUCUAUGGAUCCACCUGCCACCAGUGCCGUCAGAAGACCAAUGACAUGAAGACCAUCUGUCACUCGGCAACCUGUAGUGGGGUCAGGGGUCAAUUCUGCGGACCUUGCCUGAGGAAUCGCUAUGGAGAGGAUGCUCGAGAAGCCCUGCUAGAUGAGACCUGGACGUGCCCACCAUGCCGAGGGAACUGUAAUUGCAGCUUCUGUCGCAAGAAGCAAGGACGCAAUGCAACGGGUAUCCUCAUCCAUCUCGCAAAGCAUAAUGGGUACCGUAGCGUCAAGGACUUCCUUGAAAGUUUUGGACGAAAUUGACUUGAUCCUCACAACAGUACUACAAGGAAGGUCUUUAUUGCAGGAAACAAAUAUUAUUUACCGAUCUACAGUCUUUAAGCCUUCCAAGGUAAUGAAUGGUAUGCACAGAGAUGCUGAAUAGAAUGGUAGUUGCCAAUUUUGAGUCUGUUAAAUCAAGUGCAGAGAUUUAGCUUUAAAACCCCAUUAUCCAAACCCCUAUCUUGGCUCAUUGCUUAAAUCUCCAGAAAGCCUAAUGCAGAUAUUAACUAGCAAAACCACAACGUUUUUCUUACGUUGACAUAAAGCAUAAUACGCUUCACAUUUGUGUAUGUUAUAACACAGAGCCGAGUGAAUUCAUGUAGCUCCUUUGUUGCUUGUAGAAAUAAAACACAGCUUUCUGUUUGUGGAGGCUUACCCCGUCAUACCUGAAUGGAUGGGCCCUAAGUGAAGUAAAAAGGAAUGUGUCCUCUUGUCCAAUACACACCGGUACACCUCUAAAUCCUGGUUCAUAUCAUAAGAUAAUUUUAAUCUCUUGUGAAUUCGACCUUAAGAUUCCUAGUUGUACAUAUUGCUAUAACUGUUUAAUUAAAAAUUCUGGAAGCCACUCGGUCUUGUCCUUGCUUUAAUGGCUGACACAAGUCCUGGGCCCGGCUGUCUCCGGCUGAUGGUACCCGAUACAGAGAUGCCAACCAGUACGAUUAAAUCGUAUUUACCGGUAGUACGAUAAUAAGAGUGAAAUACGAUUUUAAAAUCUUAAAAUACGAUUUUUCAUCUUUUUUAAUUUAACCAAAACCCCCCCCCCCCCCUCCAUAAAAACAGUGAAAUCGCAUAGAAACAUGUACAAGUAAACCCUGCAACCCCAACAAAAGUUUGCUUUAAUAUUUUCUCAUUAAAUUUUAAUGAAAGAACAACAUUUUUCUGAAAUUUUACUGGCCCGAGGCUGAUGGGCCAGUGGUAGGGUCGAGUUUUCGUGAAAAUCUGAUUUUUGGGGAUACUCGGUCUGUUUUUUUGUGUCAAUAGGUUGGCAUCUCUGCCGAUACCAGCCUUUAUCCAGGGAUACUGAUCCCCACUCUCCAUAGGAGAGGCUACAGUCGAGACCUCAUUGUUACCUUUGUCUGGACCAAUCCGAUAAACUCUAGACUUAUAGGGGUGGGGGCCAGUUCAUUAGUGCAACCUUACUCCAUCUUAAAACUUUUUUGGGCAGCCCGGGAAUCUUACAUUCAUUUGGUUUAUGAUGCUAAAUGCUCGCAAUCCUUUUUUGUUAUUAUAUUUUAAUCUCAGGAAAUUAUGGAACAACUCUUUAGUAAUGAAUGGGCUCUUGUAAAGUAACACACUGCCUAAUUGUGUUCGAUUCCAACCUCUUGUGUUUCAUAUUAGACCACCUCAAGCAGUGAAUAUUGGUAUUUAAGUUGUCUACCCUGAUUUGAAUGUAAAUAUGUUAAAUGUUCUACAAUGUUUUUUAUUCAACUAAUAUUAUGUCAAGAUAUCAUAUCAAUGUUUGUGUUGAUGAUACUGUUGCAACAUUUUGCAAAACAAUUUCAUUGAAUUGUAAAUAAUCAUACAUUACUGCUACUGACAAACGAUCUUUUUUACCAUUUGCGUAGACAAAAUGCUCUUGUGGAAAUUUUGUCUACUUUUUAUAUUAAAAAAGAAAUUAAA
This is a messenger RNA of Strongylocentrotus purpuratus (purple sea urchin), 2835 nucleotides long. RefSeq names its product cell division cycle-associated protein 7. Lineage: Eukaryota; Metazoa; Echinodermata; Echinoidea; Camarodonta; Strongylocentrotidae. Gene Ontology annotation, cellular component: nucleus. The record is from RefSeq and is a predicted model, not a curated record. The transcript is spliced from 9 exons. Bases 136 to 1197 code for a protein of 353 amino acids. Gene Ontology annotation, biological process: regulation of DNA-templated transcription.